CAAAAUGGCGGCAGCCAGCGAACGCGUUCGUAGCGUCUUUAUUUCCUCAUACGUCACUUCCCAUCAGUCAAGCUCCAAAACAUGGCGUUGCUUCUAAGGACGGUGGCCCGGCAGGGUCUGUAUUCAUCACGGUUGCAGUUUGGCGUAGUCUACAGACAUGCUGUUCCUAUGGCAACCACAGCUAAAGAAGAAUUGAACAACUAUUUGGCAAAAAACACACGACUCAACCGGCCUGUUUCACCCCAUGUAAGCAUCUACAGGUGGUCUGUCCCUAUGAUGAUGUCAAUCUCACAUAGAGGCACAGGAGUGGCACUUAGCAGUGGUAUCUCUGCGUUUGCAAUCGCUGCAUUGGUGUUACCCGAAAGUUACCCAUAUUACCUUGAUCUGAUCCACUCCAUGUCCUUCGGGCCCCAGUUUCUUGCUUUCAGCAAAUUUGCUCUGGCCUUCCCAGUGGCUUACCACAGUUUUAAUGGCGUCCGUCAUUUGAUAUGGGAUUUUGGAAAGGGGUUUAAGAUACCGCAAGUCUAUGGUUCUGGAUACACUGUCAUCGCUUUGACCAUUCUCACAUCAGUUGCUCUUGCUGCCAUGUAAACACAUGGAUGUGAGAUGACUGGGUGAGAUGCAGAAAUGAAGAAGACAAAGUGUUAUUCUUUUGUAUGUUUGUCAUGGAUGUGGCCUGUAUGAAUUAAAUUCAUUAAUAUAAUAAAUGCGAAAUUGUA
Molecule: messenger RNA, 719 nt
Organism: Misgurnus anguillicaudatus (oriental weatherfish)
Lineage: Eukaryota; Metazoa; Chordata; Actinopteri; Cypriniformes; Cobitidae
Gene: sdhc
Product: succinate dehydrogenase complex, subunit C, integral membrane protein
Biological process (GO): tricarboxylic acid cycle; mitochondrial electron transport, succinate to ubiquinone
Cellular component (GO): membrane; respiratory chain complex II (succinate dehydrogenase)
Molecular function (GO): electron transfer activity
Source: RefSeq, a predicted model, not a curated record